Messenger RNA from Lutra lutra (Eurasian river otter), 875 nucleotides. It is a transcript of the gene SOCS1, whose product is annotated as suppressor of cytokine signaling 1. Gene Ontology annotation, cellular component: phosphatidylinositol 3-kinase complex. The coding region runs from base 178 to 834 and encodes 218 amino acids. Gene Ontology annotation, molecular function: 1-phosphatidylinositol-3-kinase regulator activity. The transcript has 2 exons. The record is from RefSeq and is a predicted model, not a curated record. NCBI's taxonomy places the organism in Eukaryota, Metazoa, Chordata, Mammalia, Carnivora, Mustelidae. Gene Ontology annotation, biological process: intracellular signal transduction; phosphatidylinositol phosphate biosynthetic process.
GGGCGGGCGCGGAGCAGAGCGAGCUGCGGCCGUGGCAGCUGCACGGCUCCCGGCCCCGGAGCAUGCGCGAGAGCCGCCCCGGAGCCCCCCGCCGCCCCGCCCGCGGCGCCCCGCGCCCCGCCGCCAGCGCACCCCCGGACGCUAUGGCCCACCCCUCCGGCUGGCCCCGCGUGUAGGAUGGUAGCACACAACCAGGUGGCAGCCGACAAUGCAAUCUCCACGGCAGCAGAGUCCCGACGGCGGCCAGAGCCUUCCUCGUCUUCGUCCUCGUCCCCGUCCUCGGCGGCGCCCGCGGCCCCCGCGCGCCCGCGGCCCUGCCCGGCGGCCCCGGCCCCGGCCCCGGCCCCCGGCGAAACGCACUUCCGCACGUUCCGCUCGCACGCAGACUACCGGCGCAUCACCCGGGCCAGCGCGCUGCUCGACGCCUGCGGCUUCUACUGGGGGCCCCUGAGCGUGCACGGGGCGCACGAGCGGCUGCGCGCCGAGCCCGUGGGCACCUUCCUGGUGCGCGACAGUCGCCAGCGGAACUGCUUCUUCGCCCUCAGCGUGAAGAUGGCCUCGGGCCCCACGAGCAUCCGCGUGCACUUCCAGGCCGGCCGCUUCCACCUGGACGGCAGCCGCGAGAGCUUCGACUGCCUCUUCGAGCUGCUGGAGCACUACGUGGCGGCGCCGCGUCGCAUGCUCGGGGCCCCGCUGCGCCAGCGCCGCGUGCGGCCGCUGCAGGAGCUGUGUCGCCAGCGCAUCGUGGCCACCGUGGGCCGCGAGAACCUGGCGCGCAUCCCCCUCAACCCCGUCCUGCGCGACUAUUUGAGCUCCUUCCCCUUCCAGAUCUGACCGGCCGCGCACGCAGCAUUAACUCGAGCACCUUGUUAUUA